Prorocentrum cordatum is the source of this 513-nucleotide messenger RNA. The record is from the annotation of a GenBank genome assembly. Lineage: Eukaryota; Dinophyceae; Prorocentrales; Prorocentraceae.
GUGUCCGAGGAGGCCGUGGACAGCGGCGCCCGGGCGGCCGCCGCCUCCCGCGUGGCCGAGGCCGCCAUGGGCAGUGCGCAGGAGCUGCGCGAGGGCCAGCAGCGGGCCGAGCGGGUCCUCGAGCGGGAGAGCGCGGCGCUGCGGGAGGAGCUCCGCUCUGCCAUCGGCGGGCUGAGCCAGCAGCUCCAGGGCGCGCUGGAGGAGGUGAGGCGCGUGGACGCGCGGGCGAUGGGGGCCGCACGCGGGGUCGACGAGACCAGGGCCUCCUUGGCCGAGCUGCGCGAGGGCCACCUGAAGCAGGAUCGGCUCCUCUCGCAGGCGGCGCUGGGCCUCGAGGGGCUCCAGGCCAAGACCCUGCCCCGCCUGGCCUCGCUGGAGGCCUCCCUGGACAAGGCGACCGCCUCCGUCGAGGGCCAGGUGGCGGGCGCCGUGCAGCGCGCCAGCGACGCCCUCACGGAGGCCGUGUCGAAGGCGGAGGCGCGCAGCAGGGACCUCCUGCAGGGCUGCUCCCAG